CCAAAAUUAAUACUUUAGUUGGUUACAAAUACAAAAAUACAAAAAUAAAAGCUCAAUUUCUCAAUCCCACUAUAACCUUAUAGGCUUCUACUACGCUAACCUUAAUGACUAAUGAGUAAUGUACAAAUGUCAAGAAACAAGUUCAUCUGGUUCCAAGAGCUUGCAAGUCGUGAUGGCUGGGCCGCCACUACAAAAUAACAGCCGAAUAGCUACGGAAAAUCACGGCAAAAACCGUCGCUAAUCUAUGACGGUAUUAGCGACCAAUUUGCGACAGAAUCGUCGCUAAACCGUCUCAUAAACCGUCGCAAAUUUAAAAAAAAAUAAUCCGUUGCUCCACCGUCGCUGUACCGUCGCAUUACGAUCUGGUCUUCAAGUUCCGUCGCUACCCCAUCGUUUUCAUGUUCUUCUUCACAUCUUCGUUUAUAGAAUGCAUACGACUACUCUGAAACAAAACACAUCCCAGCUAGAGAAGUCUAAAAAAUGUUUCAUACAGAUAGAAAUUGGAUGUAUGAAAGAUACAAUCUAUUUACAAAAAAUGUCUUUGAUAGAUUUAUCAGUGGUAUGAAGAGUUUUGUUGAAUUUGCUAGAGUUCAACAUGAAUUUAUGAGUGAAGAAAACAUUCGUUGUCCAUGUCAAAAGUGUAAAAAUUGGUGUUUCUAUGAUAUCGAAACCGUCAAACUUCAUCUUUUUCGACAUGGAUUUCUUGCAAAUUAUUAUAUUUGGACAUCUCAUGGUGAGCUAUUGCAAUUUCAAGCACCGCCAUUACGGGAGAACCAAAUUUCUUCAUCUCAAGGAGAUGAAAGUCAUGUUGCCCAUAUUUCUUCAGUUUCUGGGACUCAACCUGAAACACCUUGGGAUCAAAGAAUGCUUGGAGAUUUUUUUGCUGGAUAUGUGCCACCGGUGGACACCACAAACUGUGUUCCACAAGCCACAGGUCAUGAAUAUAAUAAUGUUUCUCCAAAUGUAAAUGAUGUUUGUUAUUUGGCAGACCAAUUUCACAAUGUUCUACAAGCAGCAGAUCAACCUUUAUAUGAGGGAUGUCAAGAAGGCUCACAAUUACAAUUUGUCGCUGAGGCAAUGAGUAUUAAAUCUGACUUUAAUGUGCCUAGGGACGAAGUAAAUCGGUGGUUGGAAUUAUUCGGACGAUACUUACCUCGUGACCACACCACCCCACAGAAUUACUAUGAGACCAAAAAACUUACUUCCAACUUGGGUCUUCCGGUGAUAAAUAUUGAUGCUUGUCGUAAUGGGUGUAUGCUAUUUUUGAAGGGUGAUAAAGAGUUAAAAAAUUGUUCAUUUUGUGGUGAGCAUCGAUAUAAGUUGCAGGAUGACGAACAAUGCACAUCCAAAAGAAGAAAUUGGACGGCUUUUUCUGUAUUGAGAUUUCUUCCCUUGACACCAAGACUGCAGAGGUUAUAUGCUUCACGACAAACAGCUGAAGAGAUGAAGUGGCACGCAAUGCAUGAAGAAAUAGGGAAUUUGAUGGGCCACCCUUGUGAUAGUGAGGCAUGGAAACACAUUGACAUGAUGUAUCCGGACUUCGCCUCGGAGCCUCGAAAUGUACGACUUGAUUUAUGCUCGGAUGGUUUUGUUGCACAUGGAAAAUAUGGUGCAUCAUACUCUUGUUGGCCCGUCAUCCUAACGACGUACAAUCUGCCUCCCGGUAUGUGUAUGAAAUAUCCCUACAUGUUUUUGUCGCUUAUUAUUCCGGGGCCAAUAUGUCCAAAAAAGAAAAUUGAUGUUUACUAACAAUCCUUUGUUGAUGAAUUGCACCAUUUGUGGGAAGAGGGUUCAGUGACAUAUGACGUUGCGUCAAAUACCAUGAUCACAAUGCGUGCCAUUUUAAUGUGGACGAUAAGCGACUUUCCCGCAUACAAGAUGUUGUCCGAUUGGAGUACAGCAGGUCUCUUGGGGUGCCUAUUUGUAUGGAAGGUAACAAUGCAAUGUACCUUAAGAAUGGACGUAAGGCAUGUUACUUUGACUGUCAUAGAAAGUUCUUACCACGCAAGCACCCUUAUCGAAGGGACAUUCAUUCUUUUAUAAAAGGAAAACAUGAAAGUAGUCCUCCUCCCCCCAGGUUAACCAGACAACAAAUAUUUGAACGUGUACGUAUGAUAGUGACAACAGUUCAGGAGCCUAAUGAACUACCACAAGGGUAUGAAGUCAAUCACAAAAGGAUAAAGAGGAGCAUUUUCUGGCAACUGCCUUAUUGGGGAAGUUUAUUAGUUAGACAUAAUUUUGAUGUCAUGCACAUUGAGAAGAAUGUGUUUGACAAUUUAUUUUAUACUCUAAUGAACGAAAAAGAUAGGACAAAAGACAAUUUGAAGGCUAGGAAAGAUGUAGCGUUGUAUUGUGAUCGUCCUGGGAUUGGAGUUGCAACAGAUUACACUGAGAAGCUAAACAAGGCCGUGUACACGGUUUCUACUGCUACAAAAAAGUAGUUCUGAAUUGGUUGGGGGGCUCUUGGCCCCGAAUAUUUGCGUACCGGCUCUUUGAAAUCCACACAUUGUGCCUCCAUACAAAGUGACCCCAAUAGUGAAUCUAUUAAGGAGGAGAUGAAGGCCUUGAGGAAAGAAGUGAAGGAGUUAAGAGAACUAGCGGCCAUGCAAGCAAAUAUGGGUCCAUGGAUUAUUCCGUUUCUCUAUCAUGGGUAUGGUCAAUCUACUUCCGGUACUCAACCACAAAUGCCUCCCAUGUUUCCUCAACAAAUACAACUUUUUUUCCUCCCCAAAAUCACUAUACUUUUCCCCAAAAUGGUUCAUCCGGUCCUCAACAAAAUACAUCCAAUUUCUCUCAACAAGUUCCAACAAUGGUCCCUAGCGCUUUUGGAGGUACCCCACAAGCUUCUUCUCAACCUCCGGCCUACUACCCGACGAUGUUUCCGGGUUUUAAUAAUGUGCAAGGUCCACCAUCCAUGCAACCUACAACGCAACCAUUUCAAUUCAUGCCUAUAUCAACUCCAACCAACAUGACUCAAGACGAAAAUGUGAAUGUUAU
Cuscuta epithymum is the source of this 2997-nucleotide messenger RNA. The record is from the annotation of a GenBank genome assembly. NCBI's taxonomy places the organism in Eukaryota, Viridiplantae, Streptophyta, Magnoliopsida, Solanales, Convolvulaceae.